This is a messenger RNA of Pocillopora meandrina, 3604 nucleotides long. NCBI's taxonomy places the organism in Eukaryota, Metazoa, Cnidaria, Anthozoa, Scleractinia, Pocilloporidae. The record is from the annotation of a GenBank genome assembly.
AUGCCACCGAAAAAGAAAAAGGGCAAGGGAAAGAAAAAAAAGAAGAAGGAUGGUAUGAUGAUAAAAGCUAUUUUCAAGGAAAUCCUUGGUCUCCAUUUAGCAGGUUCGAAAACCAUUUGUCUUCCAUUCUUCUUCCUCCACAGAGAAGACCGAACUGACGAUUGAGGAUAAGUACAAGAGAACCAUGGAAGAGAUUGAGUGUCUUAAGGAUGAACUUGGUAAGAAGGAAAAAAUAAAGUGGUACAUAGAUCCAUAUAUGAAUACUUGUCAUUAAUGUAUAGCUGGGUGUUAAAAUAUUCGUAGAAUAUAUACCUAGUAAUAUAAUUCUCAAAAAUUGUAACGACCACAAAAGCCACAAUUGAAAUAAUUUAGUUAUUGUAAAUAGUAAGUGACAGUCUAAUACUGCAUACACUGUAGCGUGUGAGGAUUGAAGAAUUACUGAAAUAAUAGUUCAUUUUGUUCAUUAGAUCUCAGAAAGAAUACGCAGUACUAUCUAUACUUGUUAAAAUUUUUCUUUAGCUAGGUGUGUGGUAGAUUCGAUUUUCAGGUAACUUGGGAGUUAAAUUUAAGCUGUUAAGCAGCUCUUAAUAAUAUUCUUAUGAAUAUUAGUGAACACUUUAUAUUUUGUUGAGGAUGCCUUUAGAUAUUAAUUAAUUAGAGGAGCACUAUUUAACCAUCAUAUCAGAAAUAGUGCUAUGUGAGAAAAAAAAUUUGUCAUCAUUAUUAUAAUACAGCUGCAAGAUCUGAAAUUGCACGAAGGUCCAAGGACACUGCAGAUCGUAUGAAAGAAAGAAUGAGAGAAGCAAAGGAGGAAGUUGAAACUGAGCAGCAAAAUAAACUGGACAUUUCUUCAGGUAAAUUGAGCUCAGAAUUGACAAUCAUUAUAUCACAAUGCUUGUGUUCAAGCUUCAGAGCGAAGUUAGUCACUAAACUAAAGCAAAUAGGUGACCUAACAACCCAGCAAGUGGCAGACAUAAGCUUUGAGAGUUAACUGCCACUAACUCUCUACUUAUUUCUCAGAGCCUUUGGCCAACUUCUGUUGCUUAACCCUAAAUAUUUGAAAGUCAAAACUUGGCUACAUUUAAAGCCUUUUUUAUAUUUUUAAGUGUAAGUUGAGCCUUCACUCCCUAAAAUCAAAUUGUGCUAAUUCUCUACACUGUUCUCUAUAAAUUUUUAUUACAAUGACGAGGAGAAAAUGUGUAACAAUGAAGAACUUCUGAAGUUGGUUUUAAUUUCCUUUCUUCUUAUGACCUUACUGUUUGAUUCAGUGACAAUACUGUGGGGAGAAAUUAAAUCAUAGUCACUCUUAUGUGUUAAUGGAUUAAGGGGCCAGUUCACAAAGGCAUGGUGUGGUCUAAGAAACCUAAAAUAAUGUUAUGAUGAUAAUUAAUACAUAACAAAACAUUAUUUAAAUAUACUGGUAAAUUGGAAACAUUACUUUUCAGACCUUACUCGUCAAUACAAAACAAUGCAGUCUGAGAUGGCUCUUAGGAUUCACAUGUUGGAGCAGACUGUGAAUAAGCUGAGGGAGCAGUUGGGUGAGCAUUGAUUUCAACAUGGAUGUAUAUUGAACAACAACCAGUUAAUAAUGGUAAAAUGAUAAUAGGACUGAGUGGAGUAUAAUUCAGUCUGUAACCAUGAGUGAUGAACCAAAUCAGACAACCACAAAACAGGGGUUCGAUUUGUUAAUUGCAAGUAUGAUCACAGGCAGAAUUGGACAACACAAAGUCCUGUUACCUAUUAAUAAAAACUAUGACAAAAUUUGAGAAAGAAACUAAACAUCGGUUAUAUGUGACAACAGCUCACACAUGACAAAGGCAUGACAUGUUAAGUACCCCUUUAACUGUCCUAUUAUGCUGUUCAAUUACAAGAAUGAUGCAUACACUGUCUUAUUAGUGCUCAAAUUGGUCUGGUGAUAACCAAUCACAUUCAAGAAUUUUGAUUAACUAAGUAAAGAGCACAUACAGACAGUCUAAGCUGCAGGUACUGUAGUAGAGAAUAGUAACCACUGAAAAAGACUUGUAUACUCUAAAAUAAGGCACAUUUCAAAUUCCAUAGAGCCUAUCUGCUUGAUUUAAGAGUAAUCUGCAAUUGUCAAGUCUGAAAAACAUUUGGCACAUGGUAGAUUUGAAUUUGAUAGAUUCUCUGAAUCAACUUGAAAUAAGAUGCCAUUAUUCUCUUAGAUCCAUAUGAUUUUUGAUUGAUUUGAGUAGAUUAUAUUUGAUUUGAUAGAUUUAGCAAAUCUAAUUUUCACAGCCGAGGUUUUACUUUUUGUGGUUAAUCAUUUCAACUCCAAACUGCAUGUUGUCUGAAUUAUCAAGGAGGCAGAAAUUAGUGAUCUGUUAGAUAAUGCUCUAGUUAAUCCAUACUUUAUAUUUAUAGCCUCUACAGAAGAAGAACUGAAGAAGACCAGGAAAGAGAGAGAUGAUAUCAGGCGGGAAAAAGAUGAAAUCAUUGCUGAACUCCAGUUUAAAAUUGAUCACAUGGAAUCUGCCUAUGAAAGUGUGCUUCAUGUAUGUAUUAGAGUAAAGGAAUAUCUUUCAAGAGAAAUAAGACAGCAGAGUUGAGGAGACACUUAAAUUUACGCAGGAAUGAAACCUCUCAGAUUUGAGUAAGGCAUUAAUAUAUAGAUUUAGCCAAGCCUAAAAGCAGAGCUCGCAUUUUUUUUCCUGCACGUCUCAAGGGCACAACACCUUGCCCUGGCCAGGUCUAGAACCCAGGUCGUCCAACUCGGAGCCCAGUGCACUGACCACUGGACUACUGAAUAGAGCCGUGGCGUUGGCGUGCCCGCAGAACAGUUGACCACACAUGUUAAAAGUAGCACCUUGUAUGGUCAUACAGUCAUACAGUCAUACAUCCAAAUUUUUUCAGCUUGAUGGGUUACUACUAUUUUGUAUAAUUAUGGGGCUCCGCUCUGUGAGCUACCCUAUUACAAAGCCACAUGUGUAUGUAGCUGCACUGUGAAAAAAUUUUAUUGAUUCCCCUUGUUUCCUGUAAAGGACUUGCUGUAGAUCUCACAAUACAGUCAAACUACAUGGCUAUGUACAAUAGUACAAACAACACAAGAAUGGUGUUUACAGUGAAUGCUAUGUGGUGUACUUAUUCAUUUCUUUUAACACAUUCUUCACAGGAUGCUUUUGAUAGAAUGGCUGUUAAAGUUGAGGAUGCCAGGGCACGAUGGGAGAUGGAAUCAUCAGAGAUACAGGAGAAAAAUAAACAGCUUCUUUUGGAAUUUGGCUUGAAUCCACUGGAAAUUUAAAUUACUACCUUUAAUAAAUAUUUCCCCUUCUAGUUUACCUGGUUUAGUGUGUAGAAAGUAAUAUAAGCCACAUUCGUAGAUAGAUGAAGAGCUGGUGGAAUAACUACCACAUGCAUCCUACAUACAUUUAGGUACCAGUAAUAGUGAGAAGGCAUUGGGUACAUGAUUGUUUUAUUUACAGUACCCUACACAGUCACUUUCACCCAAAGUUUCAACAUUGCACAACUAAAGUGCAAUAAAUAUAAACUUGGAAACAGUCAUGCUUAAAUUGCAAUAUUAGUGUGUCUUAAACCUACAUAUUUGAAAAUCUUAAAUAAUGUACAUGUACCUUACUACCAUGAGUGG